CUAAUCAUUAAAAUUGCUGUCUAUCCAAGGUUUUCCUGAGCGUAGCCUGGAAUCAAAGUGCUUUUGUGUCAUUUAUACUUAGAGUUUUCAAUUUUAAACACAUUCAAGAACAGAACUUGCACCAUGGAUUUUACCAGUGGAGAAAAAUACCAAGAACAUUUUGAUCCAAAAGCUUAUUUGGCCUCUUUUUGCAGCUUUGGGUCAGGUAGAGACAACAUAUUACAUUUUCGCCUCCAGAAAUGUUUCAAAACGUUUGUCCUGGGUGGAAUAAAGGGCAAAACUUUGAUUGAUAUUGGCACAGGACCUUCCAUCUACCAACUGCUCUCUGCCUGUGAAGCCUUUGAAGAGAUUAUUGCUACGGAUUUCACUGACAACAAUCGUCGGGAGCUUGAGAAAUGGCUGCAAAAAGAAUUAGGAGCAUUUGACUGGUCAGCAACUGUAAAGAUUGUUUGUGAGCUGGAAGGAAACAGAGAAACAUAUAUUGAAAAGGAGGAUAAACUACGACGAAUCAUUAAGCGAGUCUUGAAAUGCGAUGUGACGAAGAGUAACCCACUGGAACCAGAAGUCCUCCCUCUAGCUGAUUGUUUGAUCACUGCAUUGUGUCUAGAAACAGCUUGUAAGGACCUAGAUGCUUAUCACUGUGCUAUUAAGAAUAUUUCCACUUUGUUGAAGCCAGGAGGGCAUCUGGUGAUUAUUGGGGUACUAGGCGAUACAUUCUACAAAGUUGGCCAACAGACAUUUUUCUGCUUACCAUUGGAUGAACAUAAAGUGAGGCAGGCGGUGGAAGAUGCUGGCUACACUAUCAGUGAAAUUGAUAUAUUUCCCAUAGUAAAUAUGGAGGCACAUGCUAGUAUCACAGACAGCUAUGCUAAUUUCUUUCUGGUAGCAAAGAAAAAUAUGACUAAGUGAACUAGCUUUUUAUUUAAAAAAGCCCUGUACUUGUAAGGAACAUAAAAGUGCAAAAUAAAAAUGCUCUAAUGUAGAAUUA
Molecule: messenger RNA, 988 nt
Organism: Bombina bombina (fire-bellied toad)
Lineage: Eukaryota; Metazoa; Chordata; Amphibia; Anura; Bombinatoridae
Product: nicotinamide N-methyltransferase
Exons: 3
Coding region: 124-909 (261 amino acids)
Cellular component (GO): cytosol
Molecular function (GO): N-methyltransferase activity
Source: RefSeq, a predicted model, not a curated record